This is a messenger RNA of Paracoccidioides lutzii Pb01, 1359 nucleotides long. RefSeq lists its product as hypothetical. The transcript is spliced from 4 exons. The record is from RefSeq and is a predicted model, not a curated record. Bases 1 to 1359 code for a protein of 452 amino acids.
AUGGCCAACCUUUCGCCUCAUGAUUACGAUAUCAUCGCAAAGCAUCCCUUUAAUGACUCGCUAAAUCAGCUGCAAGGCCCACUUCGGGAGGCAGAGCAAACGUAUGAUGUCUCAGCUGAUCCUCAGAAUGAAAUCUGCCAAAAGGCAAUAUCAAAACUUCUUGCUUUUUUUCUGAGGCAAGAGAUAACUCUUGGCCUUCAAUCAGAAAUAAGUAAUCAUGACGUGGUUUCUGAGCUUGUAGAUAUCUUUGGACGCAUUCGCAAGGGUGAUCUUGUCAUCCAAAACGCAUCAGAUGUUGAUAUCUGCAAGGCUGUCCUUGAUCUCACAGCUACCAUCCCACAAUCAACUCCACUGGCAAGCGUCCCCCCUACCUUUUAUGGCACGCCAGUCCAACAAUUCAUCUCAUCAUCACAGAGAGACUCCGAGCAGACACGCGAGUUGGAUGUCAAGGGCUUCUUCAACAAGUACUUUGAGGGAAAAGUCUGGAGUGACAAAGCAGAUGCCAUCUGUCAACGCAUGCUAACCCCAGACAGUGAUGAGAACUGGGCCCAGUUUCCUGAUCCUCCUAUGCAGAGUGAUGUCCUUGCCUGGUGGCUUCAUCUUCAAGGGGACCUUCUCUCAGAAUCACACAGCAUCUACUACACCACAGUGAGCAAAGCAGAUCUUACUGAUUCAAAGACAGAACAACGAGCUGACCUCCUUCUGAGAGCUAGAAGCACAAGCCUCUCACAAGGCAAACAUGACUGGAGAGACAUCCUGGUGAUUGGUGAGCUGAAAAUAUCAGAGAAGGAGAUCAGGACCAAAGAUACAUUGCUGCAGAUAAGCUGCUAUGUGCGUGAUGUCUUUGCCACCCAACCCACCCGGCGCUCAGGCAUCAUUGAUGUCAACACAGACCCAAGACAAUUCCUUCAGGUGUUUGUGGGCUACACCAUGAUGAGUGAUGAGGAGCUGGGACUGGACACCUUUAUUGCUAGGAAUGAAGAUGGCAGCAAAUCAAUAAUCAUCAAAGAGCCUGAAUCCUCAGAGGAAAUGAUACUGCAGCUGAGAAAAAUGCUUUCCUUUCAGCAUGCCAUUGUGUGCCGUGGGACCACAUGUUUUCUCACAGAUGAUGGAGAAGUGGAGGGUGUAGCCAAGCUCUCAUGGGUAUCAGAUAAGUGGCACCCAGGGGUGGAACUCCUCAAGCUAGCAGCUCAAAAAAAUGUCCAAGGGAUUGCCAGGAUUAUUGGACACAGUACCAUCACCAGCAUAGCUGACAUGCGCUGCGGCCUGACCUUCGACAACAAGCGCCAUGACUUCAAAAGUGCAUUCCUCAGUACAACCUCCUCAUUUCAUCCAUCUCAGCCAUCUGCUGGGUCCUGA